Messenger RNA from Durusdinium trenchii, 2511 nucleotides. The record is from the annotation of a GenBank genome assembly. Lineage: Eukaryota; Dinophyceae; Suessiales; Symbiodiniaceae.
AUGUCUUUGCCGCAGCUGGGCCAUCGGAUCUUAGCAAGAUCAGAUUUGCAAAUGGGUCUUGUGUUUUCUGGAAUUUUGGCCGCGUUUCUUUGCCAGUCUGGGGCUCUUCUACCUGAAGCUGGGCCUGCAGAGGGUGUUGCCAAGUCAAGGGAACGAUACCUUUUGAGAAAUGAUGUCUUAGAGGCUAAGAUUGCGAUUGACAAUGGAGUACUUCAGCCGCUGGACUUUACAAACCGUAUCUCCGGACUUUCUCUUCCACUGCCAGCGUAUGCUUUCCAGGCCAAGGCCCAGGAUAGCAAUCUUACAAGCAAUCAGUUUUACGUUCGGGACGUAAAUUUGGCGCACCUCGAAGGAAAACCCAAUGCAUCACAGCUCAGCCAACAGGAAAGCGGAUGGCGCAUCAUAGUCCACUUGGAUGGGCCAAUGGAGGCAAAGUGGUCAAUCGAACUCCGUGAUGGCUCUAAUUAUGUGAAAAUUGCAUUGCACCUUGAGCAUGCCGCAUCAGGGCACUUGACCUCGCUUUGCCUUCUCAAUGGUGUUUUGAAAGGUGGCACUCUAGCCGGGAAAGUUGAAGGGGUUCCAAUUGUUUCUGAUGAUUUCUUCUUUGGCAUUGAACAUCCGACCGGCUCCAAUGCUGUCAAUACUGAUUGGGUCUACACAUGCUGCCUUCAGCUUGGCAAAACCAACUUGAGUGCGUCCACAUCUCGUGCCACAUUAGUUUUGGGUGCAAGCGUACCUGGUCAAACACGGCGAUCGUUCCUCCAGUACUUGGAACGUGAGCGAGCUCACCCCUCCCGCCGAAUGCUUCACUAUAACACAUGGUAUGACAUCGGGACAGGUCAGACAUAUUCAGCCAAAGAGGUCCGGUCUCGACUGCAAGAAAUUGCAAACCAGCUGGGCCAGCGAGGUCUUGCUUUGGAUGCUUUCCUUCUUGAUGAUGGCUGGGAUGAUCCUGAUACAGGCCCGUGGGAGCCGCAUGCUGGCUUCAAUGCAAGCGAACUGCUUCGCCUAGAGGAAACUGCGCGGCAUUUGAAGACUGGGCUUGGCAUGUGGUUUUCUCCAUUUGGAGGUUAUCACGAACCGAGGCAAAGACGUGUCAAAGCAGCUCGACUUGCUGGCAUUCCUGUGCGAGAAGAAGUACGAGAACGAAUACCUGCUACCCUUCGACCGGGCGUGCCUUGCUCCAAGACAUCUCCUUGCGGUGAGGGAGAGGGGAGUUGUCGCAGCAACGAUGAUUGCAAGGGUCAGCUGGAAUGUUGGCAUACCACUCAUCAUGUAAGCCCACCUGGCAUCGAUUUGUCCACAGCCCUUGAUGCUGAUGUUUGCUUUGACCCAAGUGUGCGAUCGUCAUAUUUGGGCCUGGGCAUUGCAGAGUACUACAAACAUUUGCAUUCAACAUUGUUGAAGUGGAUAUCCAAAGGAGCCAGGCUCUUCAAGCUGGAUGGCAUUGGCAACCCGUCGGGGAUGUCUGAAACCUUGCAAGAAGACUUUAUGUUUGCUAUGACAUUGAUUGCCACGCUCCGCCAGGUCAAGAGUGAUAUUUUUAUCAAUCUCUCCACAGGCACGUGGCCAUCCCCAUUCUGGCUCCUUCACUCAGACACCGUUUGGCGAAGGGGUCAUGACCAUUACUUUGAAGGACCACCUGGCCCCACACGUGAACGGUGGAUAACAUAUCGUGAUGCUAUGGUGCAUCAGAAUGUAGUUCUAGAGUCGCCACUGUUUCCUCUAAACUCAUUGAUGAUCCACGGCAUCAUCUUCGCACAGGAUGCAUGGGAUUUGAAUGCACCUGAAGGUUCAGGCACUGGCUUGUCAAGGAAUCCAUUUAAGAAUGAAGUGCGAUCAGCUUUUGGAUCAGGGGCAAUGUUGCAAGAGCUUUAUUUGACCCCGAGUCUUCUGACGAGCGAGAAUUGGGAUGAUUUGGCAGAAGCAGCUUUGUGGGCUUCUGGCCGUUUGGAUGUGCUUUCAGAUGUGCAGUGGUUUGGAGGUGAUCCAGCCAAAGGGCAAAUCUACGGUUGGGCUGCCUGGUGGCAAAGCUCUGCAAUUUUGACGCUCCGGAACCCUUCAACCUUUACGCAAGUUGUGGAGCUGGAUGUACUUCAUGUCUUCAAUUUGCCCAACAGCGAAGUGGCAACAACUUUGCAAUUGAACACUCCCUUUCCUGACCAAAGGCCGCGUCAGAUCUCUUUGCAGAAGGGUCAGCCUGCGAUAUUGACCAUGCCGCCAUAUGCAGUAUUCGUUUUUGAUUCCGGAGUCCCAAGCCCAUCUACGAUUUCCACCUAUACAGAUGCAAUCGACACCAAUUAUGCCAGUCUCCUUUUGUGGACGUCGUUUUCUGUUGCUGUUGCUACAUGGUUUAUGUGUUCCAGACCUUCCGGGCCAACUGCAUUGAAACCAUCAGGCGAGGAAUUGCGCCGCCUUCGCUUACAAGCCCUGGAGCGGGGAAGCUUUGGUACUCAUCGCGAAUCUCUGAACAGCGUUGGAGCUCAGAGUCUCGCCCAAGAGUCAAAUUGA